UUUACGGAAGAAAAGUUGAGGGUGUAGGAAACAGUGUAACAAUAGUUAUAGGCCUUUAUAGUCCUACACUGAAUGUUAUUUUGUAGUUACGGUAUGUAUGCUGGGGUUUUCUGUUGCCUACUAACGUUAACUGUAACCUAGGCUACUGAUAAAGUUGCAAAUUGGUAGCCUAGGUCGAUUUCUGACACCGGUAUUUUUUAUUCUUAAACAAAAUCCGGCAACAAAUUGUUUUGAAAGAAACGAGACAAUACUAUAAAACACAAUGUCACAUUGUGACCAAAUUUUGGGAAAAGAUGUGGAUUCCUCGCCAACCGCGACCACAAACUCGAGCUCUAAAAACGGAGAUAACGGGGACGUCGUGAUCAAUGCGAGGGCAGUGUGCCGCGUUUGUAAAUGUUUAUAUCGCGAGCCUAAAAUUAUGCAGUGUUUACACACCUUCUGCGCAGACUGCGUUCGUCAACUGGAACCAUUUUCGGUGUCUUCGGGAGUACACAAUGGUAAAGCGGUCCCUCUGGAAGGCGAGCCGCCCUCCUCUGCCGUCACCGUUCUCUGUCCGGAGUGUGACUCCGAGGUGGACAUCCCGUUGUCCGGAGUGGACGGGCUGACCACUGACCACUUGGCCCUGGACGAAGUGUUUCUGGAGACGCUGAUGAGCAAGAACUCUGUGGUAUGCGACCUGUGCAACGACGGGGACGCAGAGAAGCGUUGUGAGGUGUGCAGUGUCAACCUCUGUGAGUUUUGUAUUCAAGCACACAGGAGACAGAAGAGGACGUCGUCUCACACCGUCCAGUGUCUGGAGGACCUGAAGACCCAGGGUUGUCUCUCUCGGCCCGUCCUGUGCUCUCUCCACCCUGGCCAGGAGCUGCGUCUCUUCUGUGAGCCCUGUGACCUACCUGUCUGCCUGGAGUGUGCCGCCACCUUCCACCGCGACCACCGCUGCCUCCCCACACGUGAUGUCAUCGAUCGCCAUGGGGGCCGUAUCCGGGAUUUGGUUACCGGGCGCCUGCGGCCACGGCUGGACCAGCUGGAGGAGUCACUGCGGAAGGUGGACCUAUCCCAGGAGGCCUUGCAGACCAGGGUGGAUGCGGCGGUGGACGAGGUGCGUUCCUUCGCACGAGGCUACGCUAGCGCUGUGGAGUCGCACUGCCUGUUGCUGCUACGGCGCUUAGAGGAGCUGGGUCUGCAGCGCAGGAGUCAUCUCCAUCUGCAGAGGGCGCAGCUGCAGCAGGCCCUGUCGGACACCCGCGGGGGGGUGGAGUUUGCCGAGCGGCUGCUGACGUGCGGGUCGGAUGCAGAAAUCCUCAGUGCUAAGGACGUGACCCUCCGCAGGCUGGCUGUCCUGAUGGAGACAGGCUACAACCCCCCCCCAGAAACCGCCUGCCCCGAUGACGGGAGCAGUAUUUGCUUCCUGCCACGGGAGAGUGCAGGCGAGGUGGCGGGGUACCCGAUGGUGGGGGUGAUCCACACCAAGACCCUGGAGCUCAGCAGGUGCACCAUUGAAGGGGAAGGUCUGCAGCGUGGCAGGGAAGGCCAGAGAGGGGAGUUCACCCUGGUGUGUAGAGACUCGGCUGGGGAGCAGAUGGGUCGUGGAGGGGAAGCUGUCCUGGUCAGUAUGGUCCACAAGGAGAAGAAAGACUGCAGAGUGGAGGCGGCGGUGGUGGAUAACAGUGAUGGCUCCUAUACUGUCUCCUACACCCCCAUGGAGCCAGGGGCCUACUCUGUGUGGGUGUGUGUCAAGGCCCUACAUGUUAAGGGUUCCCCCUUUGUCCUGAAUGUGAGGAGACAGGUCCGGUGGCACCGUGGAACGUUCCACUGCUGUUCCUUCUGCUCCAGUGGGGGUUCUAAAGAGGCCCGUUGUGGCUGCAUGGGAAGCAUGCCAGGAGGGUUCCAGGGCUGUGGUCACGGCCAUAAGGGUCACCCUGGUAAGCCCCACUGGUCGUGCUGUGGAAGUACGGUGGAGGCCUCAGAGUGCCUGCCACAGAGUGUCAUAACGGCAGUGGGGGGAACAAUAACAGCAGUGGGGGGGACAGGCUCGCCCCGGGGCCACCUCAGGACAGUGGAGCUCUGAGGGACAGGGCCAGGACACCUCUACCCCCACCAGACAUCAUGUGUCUACGAAUCAACCCUUUCAGAUGAUGAACGAAAUACUGAGAAAGAAGUGGGACAGUGUGGAUAAAUGUGAGAAGAAAUUAAUUAAGAAACAGUAAACUUGAAAGGCCGCAGCAUUACUUAUGAAUUUCUAUUUUCAAGCUGUAGAUUUUAUACACACUACACAAAACAAUAUUUGUUGUGAUCCGCUACUGUAGCUAACUAUUCUGUCGUUUCUAUUGUUUUGCAUGUGCAUGUUACAUCACAAGACUGACUUAGUGCAUUUCAUGUAUUUGAAAGACCAUUAUUUAUAUUGUGAAAUAAAUAACACUGGAAUA
Molecule: messenger RNA, 2426 nt
Organism: Salvelinus namaycush (lake trout)
Lineage: Eukaryota; Metazoa; Chordata; Actinopteri; Salmoniformes; Salmonidae
Product: tripartite motif-containing protein 45-like
Exons: 6
Coding region: 263-2068 (601 amino acids)
Biological process (GO): positive regulation of DNA-templated transcription
Cellular component (GO): nucleoplasm; chromatin
Molecular function (GO): zinc ion binding; protein binding; ubiquitin-protein transferase activity
Source: RefSeq, a predicted model, not a curated record